UUCAGAAAAAAACCUAGAAGCUAGGCUGUUUCUUUGUAGUCAUCUCUCCGGAAACAAUUUUUCUUGUUGACAUUGAUUUUACCAAGAAGUAGGGGGAGGAGCAUUUCGAUCAUUUCCAUUACUAAAAGAGAGAAAACAUGGGUUCUCUUCCUAUAAUGGGGAUACCUUAUAGAGCAGUCAUGAGUGGAAAUUGGAAAAGCAUGCGUGACCAUUAUCAGGAACGUGUCCUAGAUGUGCCCUUCCCAGUUACGCUCUCUGCGGAUACUGCACUUCAUUUAGCUGUGUACAGCAAACAAAAGCAACCACUUAAAGAUUUACUUGAAAUCGUGAAGGAUAUACAAUUCUUUUUACCUGACGAGACCGAAUCCCUUGUAACUGAGACAGAGUCCCUUGUAACUGAGACAGAGUCUGAGACAGAGUCCCUUGUACCUGAGAUAGAGUCCCUUGUACCUGAGAUUGAAUUUCUCAAGAGAAAAAACAAAUUUGGAAAUACGGCUCUUCACGAGGCAACCAUCUACGGGAAUUAUGAGGCUGCAAGGCUCUUGGUAGAACGUUGUCCAGACCUCCUUAAGGAAAAAAAUAACUACGGUGAAACCCCAUUGUUUACAGCUGCUGGAUUUGCCGAGACAGAAAUAGUGGAGUUUUUAAUCACAUCCAAACCAGAAAAAUGCGUGGAUGAUAAGUGCCGCCUAUUAUCAAUUCACCGCAAGAGAACGGAUGGCCUGUCUAUCCUUAGCGCUGCUAUCAGAGGGCAACACUUUGAAACAGCUUUAAUGUUGCUAGAACUGGAUGCCUCGCUCCACAAGUUGAAGGACAAAGACGGCGUAACUGCUCUUCAACUUCUAGCCCAAAUGCCAACCGCUUUUGAGAGUGGAUUUCCCAUGGGCAUAUGUGGAAGACUCAUCUACUGCUGCCUUCCUGUUAAACGUCACCACGAGGUAAAAUCACAGGUAGAAACUUGGUUCAAGGAAAGAAAGAGAGAUCUUGAGAGCGGUCAAGGGAGGAACUCUGAAGAUCUGGGGAGCGGUUCGGAGAGGAAUCAAAGAGCCGGCAUACUCCAAUAUUUAAAGGUCCCUAAAGUAGGAUGUUGGCUAGAUGGAUUCUGGAACCAGAAAAGAAAGCAUGUAUUUGCUUUGAAAGUCGCCGAAAUCCUAAUAGAGAAAGAUGAGUCAUUGAAUAAAGUCAGUGUCAGCAUAACAAAGGAAGGACUGGGUGGGAAAGAAUAUAGAAAGGGAGAAAACCAGUUAUCUGAAUUCGCUAGCAAAGGAAAAGAUACAAUUGAAAUCCAACUUCAUUAUACAACAGAAACUUCUGAAACGAACUCAUCAUUGAAGGAGAAGAUCCCAUUGUUUAUUGCAACCAAAAAUGGAAAAGAAGAAAUUGUGUUGGAGAUAAUGAAAAAAUAUCCCGAUGCUAGGAAGGAGCAUAUCCCAUUGUUUAUUGCAACUAUAAAUGGAAUAGAAGAGAUUGUGUGGGGGAUAAUAGAUCAAUAUCCCCACGCUGUUGAGCAUCUCAAUGAGGAGGGCCAGAGCAUUUUGGAUGUGGCCGUCAUGCAUCGCCAGAAAGAGAUCUUCAAUCUUGUGAAGCAACAGAAAGUACCAUUGGCUAGACUGCAUCGAGUAAUUGAUAAGAAGUGCAACACAUUGUUGCACCAUGCUGCAGAUAUGGAGCAUUACAGAGGAGGAACCAAGCCUGGGCCUGCACUUAAACUUCAGGAGGAGUUGCAAUGGUUUGAGCAAGUGCAAAAGGUAAUUCCUUCUCAUUAUGUCACGCUUCGGAACGAUGAAGGCAAGACUGCAGAUGAGCUCUUCAAAGAGAGUCACCAGGACCAACUGAAAAAUGCACAAAAAUGGAUAAAGGAAACGACUCAGUCUUGUUCCACAGUAGCUGCACUUGUUGCUACUGUUGUCUUUGCUGCUGCCUAUACUGUGCCCGGAGGUUCUGAUAAGAAUGGCACGCCCAACUUCAUCAACUCUCCCUAUUUUGUGGUUUUCACUAUCUCGGAUGUUGUUUCCUUAGCAAGCUCCUUGACUUCGCUUGUGGUAUUUCUGUCUUUGUUGACCUCUCCAUUUGAGCUACAAGAAUUUCGCAUCUCUCUUCCUCGGAAACUUCUUGUUGGCUUCACCUUCCUCUUCUUUGCUGUGAUAACGACCAUGCUAUCUUUUGGGGCCACAAUCUUGAUACUCAUUCAGUCAGAGAAAAAGUUGACAACAUUACUCCUUUCCAUUGCUGCAUUCCUUCCAGUCUUAGUAUUUGCAAUAAUGCAAUUCCGUCUGUAUGUCUCAUUUAUGGGCUCCACAUGCAACAUUCUCAGGAUAACCGGGAAAACUCUGCCACGGUUUCUUGCCCCUUGCCUACCACGGGAGAAAAAGCUCCGUUGAGUUGAUUAAUAUGGGAGAUUUAACUGGCAUAGAGGUUAUUCCAUUUUCUUGAUGAUUUGAACCUCUACCAUAGAUCAUUAUAUAUUGUGUUUUAUUGCAUGUAUGGUUGUUAUUCAGUUUCGUGAUAUUUAUGUGGUUGUGAUGUUUUCAAUGACGGCCUUUAAAACAGUAUGCAUUAUAUAUAGUUUGUCACAGGUUGGCAUUUGAAUGGUAUGAUUACAGGCCUUCAAGCUUGCUUCAAUCAGUUACAUGGUAAUAAAAUUGGAUGUAAAUUAUAAAUGUUUAAUGUGUGGUCAGUUCUGGAUUAUAAAUAUUUAAUGUGUAUUUGAAUUA
This is a messenger RNA of Populus euphratica (Euphrates poplar), 2714 nucleotides long. RefSeq names its product ankyrin repeat-containing protein At3g12360-like. The record is from RefSeq and is a predicted model, not a curated record. The coding region runs from base 138 to 2381 and encodes 747 amino acids. The transcript is spliced from 6 exons. Lineage: Eukaryota; Viridiplantae; Streptophyta; Magnoliopsida; Malpighiales; Salicaceae. Gene Ontology annotation, molecular function: protein binding. Gene Ontology annotation, cellular component: membrane.